Messenger RNA from Sphenostylis stenocarpa, 555 nucleotides. The record is from the annotation of a GenBank genome assembly. Lineage: Eukaryota; Viridiplantae; Streptophyta; Magnoliopsida; Fabales; Fabaceae.
AUGGCCACCCUGCAACUCCAAUCCCUAACCCUCACUCCCUCCUCCUCACUCCCUUCCCUCACCUUCUCUCCUCCCAUUGCCGUCACCGGCCGCCGCAACUCCUCCGCUAUGCCGCGCUGGUCCGGCCUCCGCCUCCGCCUCCGAUCCGUCUUCAGUACCGAUUUUCCGACUCGCAUCACCUCGAGAACUGCUCCUCGCGGUGGACGCAUCGCGUGCGAGGCACGGGAGACUGCCGUCGAAGUGGCUCCUAUUACUGACGCAAACUGGCAGUCACUUGUGCUUGAAUCUGAGUCUCCUGUAUUGGUUGAAUUCUGGGCUCCAUGGUGCGGUCCCUGCCGUAUGAUCCACCCUAUAAUUGACGAGCUGGCCAAGGAAUAUUCUGGUAAGCUAAAGUGUUACAAACUCAAUACUGAUGAGAGCCCUUCAACUGCUAGUCGUUAUGGGAUUCGAAGUAUCCCAACUGUCAUCAUUUUCAAGGAUGGUGAGAAGAAAGAUACAGUUAUUGGAGCUGUGCCCAAGACAACAUUGAGCUCAAGCAUAGAAAAAUUCUUGUGA